AUGGCCUGUCUAAAAGGCAGUCUUUUUGAAAAGAAAGACCUAAAGGGAGAUAAAACUGUGGUACUGGCCAAAGAAUGCAGUGCCUUAGUCCAGAAUGAAUUACCAAGGAAGAUGCCAGAUCCAGGGAGCUUUCAGAUUCUAUGCACUACUGGAAAGAUCACUCUUGACAAAGCCCUGUAUGAUCUUCACUUAAGUUUGAAUGUGAUACCUUCAUCUGUGAUGAAGAAGCUGGGAAUCCAAGAGGCACAAGCAACAAGGAUUACCCUACAAAUGAAUGACCAGUCCUUGAGGCAAGCACACGAGCCAGUAGAGAACGUAUUGGUAAAAGUUGGAGAGCUCUGCUUCCCUGCAGGCUUUGACAUGGGAGAGGAUGCGAAUGACUCCAUCAUUCUCGGAACCUCACUCUUGGCCACUAAAAGAGCCCUGAUAGAUGUUGAGCAAGGAAAGAAGGCACUGAGGUUGCAUGAGGUUUGGAUGGUGUUCGAGGUUUUUAACCCUCCAUUACCCUCUGACAAGGGAAGCACUUGCAUAAAGGAUUCAGCAUUUAAGCCUCCUCCCUUGGAUGGAACCAAUUCAACCCCCUACCACCAAACGUAA
Molecule: messenger RNA, 597 nt
Organism: Arachis ipaensis
Lineage: Eukaryota; Viridiplantae; Streptophyta; Magnoliopsida; Fabales; Fabaceae
Source: RefSeq, a predicted model, not a curated record